Esox lucius (northern pike) is the source of this 648-nucleotide messenger RNA. It is a transcript of the gene selenok, whose product is annotated as selenoprotein K. The record is from RefSeq and is a predicted model, not a curated record. Gene Ontology annotation, cellular component: endoplasmic reticulum membrane; Golgi apparatus. NCBI's taxonomy places the organism in Eukaryota, Metazoa, Chordata, Actinopteri, Esociformes, Esocidae. The transcript has 5 exons. Gene Ontology annotation, biological process: calcium ion transport; endoplasmic reticulum calcium ion homeostasis.
AACAUUUAAUUGCAACAAGCGUUGUGAAGGAAGAACACCGGACGCGGAAAUGCAGGCGUAAACAACACUAGAGCAGUUAAGAGCUGCUAAGAUGGUGUACGUGUCGAAUGGUCAGGUCCUCGACAGCAGGUCCCAGUCCCCAUGGCGACUGUCGUUUCUAACUGAUCUCUUCUGGAAUGCUGUGGAGUUCAUUGGCUUGUUUUUCCAAACUAUGGUACAGCCAGAUCUGACAAAAAAGAGUGGCUCUGGUUUAUCCUCUUCAAGCUUCAGUGAUGGCAGAGGUCCCCCUGGACCACCUGGUGGCAGGAGGCGAAUGGGGAGGAUAAACCACGGUGGGGGGCCCAAUGCACCUCCCAUGGGUGGUGGUGGAUGAGGACGGUAAACGCCUACACCAUUCGUGUAGGCCUGGGUUGUCACGCUGGCUGCAGAUGUGUAGCGUAAUUUAGGCUACCAUAACGUCCAUGUGUGCCAACCCCAUUCUCUCCAGCUGCCUCUGCUUAUCACAGACUCAUGACGCUGCUCUGGGAAUUCCUACACGUAGGGGCCAAGGCAGCCGAUAUGGCAGUUUCCUGUUUGUGACCCCACAUCUUCCUGAUUUCAUCUUUUGUAUCCAUGUUUAAUAAACUCCUGUGCUGUAUGAAAUUUAAA